UCGUAGAAUACUAAACCCUUAAGGGUUGAUGAAAGUGCAACGUAUAAUAAACCCUUUUUUCGUUUUUGAAAAUUUUCAUAAACCCUUAAAGGGUUUAUGUUUAUAAGCUAAAAUUCAAAGAUACCCUUUACUACGUUUGAAAUGCUUUCAAAGCUCUUAUUCUUACUAGGCACCAAGAUCUUCGAAGUGAUAUUCGACGAAUAAGAAAGAAUUCAUCGAUUUUGCAUCUAGAGGCUAAAAAUAUAUUAAAUAACUCAGUUUCUUUUGCAGCACAAUCUUCAAAUCAAGAUACUGCAUUGAACGCUCCAGUCGAAAGAAAAUCGAGAUUUGAAGAAAAUAACUUGUCUGGUUUGCCACCAUACGAUAAAACGCGCAAAUCCUCUCUCGAUCGUAGACCAAUGCAACCCAAUCACGUUGGAAGAUCAAACCAGUCAGAUGGUGAAGAGAGCACAACGAAGAUUCAUCUUAAUGAUAUAUAUCUAUCACCACCAACACUGAUUCCUCGUAAAAUACGUGCGUGCCAAGUAUGUUACGAAGAGAAACUGAUAUCAAUGUAUCGUGAACCUCUCCAUCAACGAUGUACACAUCAUGAGUGCAAUAUUUGCAAUGACUGUGUAUACAACUACGUUAGACAAACGUUGGGAACCAUGCUCGAGGAACAAGUCAAUUGCCCAGAACUGAACUGUCGCGCCGUUCUCAAUUUCGAUUCGAUAAAGCAGAUUCUUGGAAAUACUCGAGGCAAGAAACUCUUCGAACGCUACGAUAGAUUCUUUACUGAACGUGCACUAGAGCGCAUGCCUGAUUUUGUUUGGUGCGCUCAUGGAUGUGGUUCAGGACAAUUAGCUGCUAGCGGAGUACAAAAUAAUAUUAUCUCCUGCAUAAAAUGUAAAAUGAAGACAUGCUUCGUUCAUAAAACAAAAUGGCACGAAGGUCUUACGUGUGCACAGUAUGACAAUCAGACUGCAAAGACUAUUCGAGAUUCAGAAAAAUGGCUAGUACAAAAUACUAAGAAAUGUCCUUCUUGCAAGUCUCCAAUUGAAAAAGCGGCCGGCUGUGAUCAUAUGACUUGUCGAAAAUGUAAUUAUGAGUUUUGCUGGGCAUGCUUAGCAGACUUUGACAGAAUUCGGAAUCAUGGUAAUCAGUAUCAUCACUCCCGAUGUAAACAUUAUGCUUCGCCUGGUGAAUAA
Messenger RNA from Rotaria socialis, 1187 nucleotides. The record is from the annotation of a GenBank genome assembly. Lineage: Eukaryota; Metazoa; Rotifera; Eurotatoria; Philodinida; Philodinidae.